CUGAAGGGAAACGAGCCUUUAUUCUUCUGUCAGUCGGGGAGUCAGUGAAGGAACAUUUGCUCCGGCCUACUACAUGUUUACAAAGAAAAGCCAGAGAAAAUGUGUCCACAGUCUCAUUUUCCUCAUUGAAGGCAGGUCCGAGGGACUUCAUCGGUGACGACUGUCUGGAUUUAAGGGGAUUUUAAGUCUCUUUUCGGACAACACAAAUCCAAAGAAGAUGAGGUCGUCUCUCCUCUUCAUUCUCAUCUGCGUAAACCCUCUUACAGCACUGAGCAUCCCUCAGCCUGAAAAACUGAACGUAUCUAAUGUAGAAGGGGAGGUUCUUGUAUACUGGAAACAACCGGCCGACGCUCCGCUAACAUCUAAAUACAACGUACAAAUGGCAAAGUUAACCGAUAAAUGGGCCAAAGUGCCGAGAUGCACAGAGAUCACAAACACCUACUGUGACAUCAGUGGUCUCAUUCAUGACUACACCACUCUGUACAAGGUCAGAGUUCAGCUGGCUGCAGGAGAGCAUGUUUCUCCAUGGGCAGCCAGGAAAAUCCCCAUAUAUGACAGUUAUCUGCUGCCACCAUCUUUCACUUUGUUAGCAACGUCCAACUCACUGUCAGUGCACGUUCACGAAAAACCCAUUUUGAAGAAGAUCUUCUCUUUCGGCCUCACCUACACCAUCUACUUGAAGGAGCCCGAAACGGAAAAGGUCACCACAGCAUAUCUGGAGGACGAGGUGGAGGAGGAUCAGAGGCGCAAGACUUUCACUUCUCUCCAAUGGGGAAAACAGUACUGCGUCAGCAUGACAGUAGAGGGCAACGGAGGUAUCUUAACAAGUGCCGUUUCUCCAAAACAGUGCCUCCUGCUGCCUGACAGAGAGUGGUUCAUGAUUUCAGUCUCAUCCUUCUCCAUUCUGGGAGUGUUUGUGAUCAUAACUAUCGGCGCUAACAUCCUCUGGUGUUACCUGAAACGUCCAGAGAAAACACCAAUUGCACUGAAAUCCCCGGCAUGUUACUGGCAGCCCUUGUGUGUGGAAGAAGGCAUCAUGGAGACUGUCACAGAUAAAGGAUGGUUCCUGUCCAAUCACAGAGCAGAAGUGAAAGACUGCAUUCACACACCCGUGACUCAAACUACAUUGAACAAUGCCACCGAAGAGGAAGACAGGAGGACCAGCAUGGACAGCGGCGUCAGCAUUGAGACCAGCUCUCCAACCAACGACAGGGGAAGUUCAGGGAUGAAGCAGGAGGACAGUGGCUUUGGCAGCAUCGGCGUCCCAGAGGGCUUCACCUGCAGUAAGACGGAUUAUCCACUGGAGAAAGAAAAGGCUGCUGCUGCUGCGGUGGAGGAGUUCAGGAAAAGGCAGGACAGCGGACUGGGAUUGAGCUGCCAGACGGAUCUGGACCAACUCCACACCAGGCUUCUGAAAGACUCCGUCCCCAGCGUCAACUAUCGGACCCAGCGUCCUCCUGACGUGCAGAUCCAUGUCCCUGAUGAAGAGGAGGAGUUCAAACAGAAAAGCCUGGGCACCGUGCUGGCCGACGUGGUCACGGGCUACAGAGCUGGUCCUCGAACGUGCAUCUGUUCAGGAGCGGGUCAGUGCACGUGGUGCCUCACACAGGGUCAGGCUCAGGGUCAGGGUCAGCGUGGGUCUGAAGCCGUGUCUGUAGAGAAUGGACUGCUAAGGGGAACGUGUGACGUUCCAGACAUUUGCAAAGAAGGGAGGACAUUUUUAAGCUGUUAUAAAAAAGCACAAAUUGACACUGUGACCAUAGACACUUUACAAAACUCCUUCACUCAAGGACUCCAGGACACAUUUCCUCUGCUGAAGACCGUGCAGUCGCUGUCUCUGCUGGACGUGGCACAUGACCUAAACAUGAACCACAUGACUCUCUCUCUGAGUGACGUCCAAGUGGAAACUGACUGAUGCAAAACAAGUCAUUGUGACUGUAACUGACAGGCACACACAAUGGACAAAUACAUUUCAUGUUACUUGUACUUCAGGUAAAAGGCAGCAUUUAAAGGUACAGUGUGUAGAUCAGGGGUCACCGACCUUUCUGAAACUGUGAGCUACUAGAAGGGGCACUCCAGAGCUACUGGUUUGAUACAGACUUCCCCAAAUAAUAAUAAUAAUAACAAUAAUAAUAUGUUCUGGGACAUACAACAGUACACACUCUUCUUACCAUCAUUACUGCAUAUAUUUGAAUAUCACUGCAAGUGGAACUGAUUCCAAAAGUACAGUAACAGUACAAUUGUUGACCCUCUUACUGACUACCUUUGUUUUUAGAACAUAUUCCAAGGGCACCUUAGGUACUCAACGGGUGGUACCAGGUGACCCCGGGCACCAUGUUGGUGACCCCUGGUGUAGACUUGGUGGAGAGUAGAAAACACAGGGAGCAGUGAUGUAUUACAUAAACAGAUGUGAAUCAUGGCUGUCAAAUAAGUGUCUUUUUAAAAAAAAAACAUCAGCUAGAAUAUUUGUGGCUGCAGUGUUUUCACAUUAGACACUCUGUAAUGGACUCAUUUAUAAUAAUGUUUAUUUUUGUAAUAAAGUCCCAACUCAAACUCAUAAAUAUUUUAAAUCCCAUUUGACUCUACAGUUCAAUCCCAGGCACUGUGCCUUUAAACCUAUAAAGCUAUCUGUAACAUAUUUGCUACACAACAAGUCAGUUCCAAAAAUAUUUAACAUACUGGGGGCUUUCUGUGACAGAAUCUGAACAGGGUUAAAUUUCUAUUUUGUAAGUGAUAAGCUGAACAGGUUCCAGCUGGUUGGUGUCAGUGUGAAUCAUAUGGGUUUUACACAGAAAGUCUAGAAUGUCAGAGACCUUAUGUAACCUGCUGUUUUUAGAGAUUCAAUUCUCAGCUAACGUUGAGAAGCUGCAGGCCGGAAGUGAAACCCCGUGUGGGGGAGCACACAGGGGAACAGUUUAACACUUACAUGCUUUUGGAUAUUUUGCUGUGACACUUCUUGUCAACACUUGAAUGUAACCUUUAAGACUCUGAUCAUUUCUCACCCUUAUCGUCACGCUGCAGCUUGUUGCUGUUGUUGCACCUUUUUUUAAAUAGUCUUCUACAUGUGACUCUGUAGAAUGUAAGUAUGUAAAAAGUUAAAUUAUUAAUAAAACAAAAAUACUGACUACA
This is a messenger RNA of Cynoglossus semilaevis (tongue sole), 3129 nucleotides long. RefSeq names its product interleukin 10 receptor, alpha (gene il10ra). Gene Ontology annotation, molecular function: cytokine receptor activity; protein binding. NCBI's taxonomy places the organism in Eukaryota, Metazoa, Chordata, Actinopteri, Pleuronectiformes, Cynoglossidae. Gene Ontology annotation, cellular component: plasma membrane. The transcript is spliced from 7 exons. The record is from RefSeq and is a predicted model, not a curated record. Bases 218 to 1915 code for a protein of 565 amino acids. Gene Ontology annotation, biological process: cytokine-mediated signaling pathway.